Molecule: messenger RNA, 4809 nt
Organism: Eupeodes corollae
Lineage: Eukaryota; Metazoa; Arthropoda; Insecta; Diptera; Syrphidae
Gene: Fancm
Product: Fanconi anemia group M protein
Exons: 5
Coding region: 94-4731 (1545 amino acids)
Biological process (GO): double-strand break repair via synthesis-dependent strand annealing; interstrand cross-link repair; replication fork reversal
Molecular function (GO): 3'-5' DNA helicase activity; four-way junction helicase activity; four-way junction DNA binding
Source: RefSeq, a predicted model, not a curated record
UAAAAACAGAAAUUCAAACUUAUUUGUUUUGUCUUUUGUAAUGUAAUUAAAUAUCAAAUUAGUUUACUUUUCCAAACCAGCAUCUUAAGCAGUAUGGCAGGGGACGACAACGACAACAUCCAGGAAUCUAAUUGUACUGGAGCUGGUGUCAGUGGCUGGGGUGACAAAUUGGACGACGAGGAUAAUGAGGAUUUGCUUCUCUUGAAUGAUGAAUUGAACCUCAAUACUUGCUCUUUACGUACCGAUGAAAAGUAUAAAGGUUUUAAUAAUAAUGUCGCAGAGAACUGGAUAUAUCCCUUGAAUAUGCCAGAACGUGCCUACCAAUAUAAUAUUGUGCAAAAGGCCCUAUUCCACAACACACUUGUUGUCCUACCUACCGGCCUGGGUAAAACUUUCAUCGCAGCCGUGGUAAUGUAUAAUAUGUACCGGUGGUAUCCUUCGGGGAAGGUCUUAUUCAUGGCUCCCACUAGGCCUUUGGUAGCGCAACAAAUAGACGCUUGCUGCAAGAUUAUGGGCAUCCCGAAAUCUGAUUGCGUCGAAAUUACUGGUAAGCUGAACAAAGCAAGUCGAGCCGAGUUAUGGCAAUCAAAGCGAUGCUUCUUUGCCACCCCACAAUCGGUGCAAUCUGACAUUCUAGAUGCGGAACUCAAUUUUCCGUUUCAAGCUAUUAAGCUCAUCGUUGUUGAUGAGGCACAUAAAGCCAGGGGACGCUAUGCCUACACAGAAGUCGUAAGAUACAUUUGGAGCAAAAAUAAGUUCUUUCGAGUACUAGCGCUAUCCGCUACUCCUGGCCGACGGAAGGAGGAUGUGGAAGAAGUUAUUCGCAAUCUUUUCAUUUCUAACUUGGAAGUGCGAACGGAGGAUUGUGUGGACGUUGUUUCGUAUGUACACAAGAGACAGCUGAAAGUUGUGGUUGUUGAUCUUGGCACAAAGCUCUCUCGAAUUCGUGAUGAGCUUCUUGAGAUAGCAGAUCCUCACAUUAGAAACUUGAUCGAAAACCGACUAAUUUCCGGCAGACCUGGCAGUAUUAGUCGCAACUGGCUUGUCAUGGAACAUAAAAGAUUCCGUGAAAUGACCCAAAACAACGGAGUGCCAUAUCAAAAAGAAUUGAAUUCAGAUUUCAACAUUUGCAUUAGUGUGUAUCACGCCAUAGAAUUGCUAGAACGUCACGGACUGAGGGUUUUUCUGAAUAACUUCGACGAAAGCCAAGACAAUGGUCCAAAGUUUGUGGUGAUUUUGCGCCCCGAUUUACGACGCCUUGUGCAAAGAGUGCGAGAUGAAGCUGGUCCCAAUCCAUUUGAAUUCAGUGACCAAUGCAUGGUUGAUGGGCAGAUAGCUCCGAUACCGCCGAACAUUGACUUUGGACAUCCUAAAUUCGAAAUAGCAAGAGAACAUGUGCUCGCACACUUUGAAAGUAACAAGGAGGGUCGAGUGAUAAUCUUUUGUGAGUAUCGAGAGUCAGUAAUGCUGAUGCAUCGUUUACUUCUUCAACACCGCCCAUUAAUACGGCCGAGAUUGUUUGUUGGUCAAGGUGGCAGUGGAUCAAUUCGCGCAGUUACCCAGAAGCAACAAAUAAGUGUUAUGAAUGACUUCAAAAGCGGCAAAAGCAAUGCUUUAAUAGCAACAUCGGUUGCAGAAGAAGGCAUUGACGUUGGUGAGGUAGAUUUGAUAGUUUGUUUCGAUAUAAAUACAUCAAAUCCAACCCGAUUCAUUCAAAGAAUUGGAAGAACAGGUCGCAAGAAGGAAGGAAAAGUCCUACUCCUAGCAACCGAAGGGAAAGAACAUUCAAUUCUGAAAGACGUCCUUUCGGAACGAAACAGACUUAACAAAAGUAUUUCCCGUGGUGGCCAAUUUAACUCCGCCUUUUAUAAUUAUGCUCCGCGAAUGGUUCCUACAGAAUUCAACCCCAAAUGUCUCAAAGUAUUUCUUCAGCCCCAACAAACAGAGGUGCAACCAAAGGCGAAGGAUAAGCUUGUUAAGAGCACUAAAGGCAAUAAGUUUUCACAGAUAAGCCAGAAGAAAGAUCUUAGACAUUUUUUCAAACAAAAGGCACCAUUAGACGAAGAAGAUAAAGCUGUUUUCGCAGAUACUCGAGACUCCAACAAAAUAACACCCAAAGCUUCAAAGAAUAAACAAUUCAGUGGAGCUAUUCCGUCAGCUACAAAGAAUGUUACACCACCGCCGCCGCUGGUCGAGCCUGAUGAUAUGAUUCCAAUAUCUUUCCCUUUACCUCCUAAAAAAACCACCAUCAAUAACAAAAUCAUCAAGAAAAUGGCUAAAUAUAUCAGAAAUUCGACAAAUGGACAACCAAUGGAAACCGUUAAAGCCCUGGGUUCAAAUAAACUUCAAACAGAAAGCUUAAAGUAUUUGAUUGAACAAAGUCCUCAUAUUUUGCCUGAUAUCUGGACCCGAAUGCAAGAAUUCUGGCUAAAAGGAAUUGAUAAGGAUAAUAUACCAUCGAAAGGAAUAACUAAUGAGGACCGCAAAAUCAUUCGGGCAUAUGUGCAAAUAGAAAAUAGUGUUGGUUCUAAAGAAGCUGUUGCUGAGCUAAUAGAAAGCAAACGGAAAUUGCCUAUACUUCCCUCUCAUUCCAAUUUAACUAAAAAGCACCAAUCUUUAUUUGACAAUAUGCAGCAUGGUGGAAUUUUCCAAAAUAAUUUAGAGUUCCUUGUGGAAAAAUUUGACAAACUUUCAUCACAAUUCCCAUCCGACGAAUUCUCAAACGAUAGCUACGUCAAAUCGAUGGUUUAUGAGGAUGAAAUUGACCAAAGUACAUCCAUCUUCGACGAGAGCAAUCGUAAUUACAGUAAUGAUUACGCACUGGAUUCUAAGUACAUGAGCCAAUGGGGUGACGCGACGAACCAGUCAAGAAACAGUUUAUGUGUUCUUCAAUCUCCAGCGCUAAAUACUUCAAAUGUAAGUGACAAAGUGAAACCAUCUGCAAUAUGCGAUGCAUCUAAAGACGAGAGUGAUGACGAUGUCGUGUUUGUUGGAACAACACACCAAUCAACGCCAAUACGAACUGGAUCCCAUAAACAGUUGUUACUUAAUUUUAGUGAAACCCCAAUAACUAGUUCGGCUAAAAAACGGGUUUCGCAUACGAAAAAAUCUCAAAAGAAUAUACUUCACUUCACGAAGUCAAAUAAAUUUCCAUCCUCUCCAUCUGUUUGUUCUAAAAACGUAUCUGCCCAAUGGACAAGCAAAAGUCCUGCGAAAAAAGAUAUGAACACAAUCAAAUUAUUCGACAAUGCCAUUUCUACUCGAUGUACGAGCAUAGGACCAGAGAAGGAAGAUAAAGACGCAAUAAAAGCCUGCGAUAAUGAUAUUUCUGUCCAAUGCAAAAGCAAAGGUUCAGAAGACAAAACAAUUAACUUUUUUGACGAUCAAUUUGACGACCUCAUUGCAGCAAAUUGUGGAGUUAUUGAACGUAUUGAAAAUAGUAACCUGGUAAAACCAUGUUCUGAAAUGCCAUCAAGGUCAUCAACAGUCAGUUCACUGAACAAUAAUGAUUCAACCCCAAACGAUAUAACAUCCUUACCUGACGUCACAAAAGGAAAACUAACGAACGAUUCCACUGCUGUUGUCUCCACAACAGCUGCUAACACCCGCGCUCAGUAUAAAUACUUAAAAGAUGACCAAACAGCUGUUGAAUCAGAAACACGAAGUUGUGAGUUCGUCCAUCCAGAAUUAGCGGACAUCGACAUUAAUGACCUAUCAGAAUUCUCUAUCGACGAAAUCGAAGAAAGUGUUAAAACCAAUUCUGCUGCAGCAACUCCUGCAAUCCCUCACACAAUUUCUCCUGACAUAUUUGACGAAUUGUGCGAACCAAUUUCAGAAAAUAAAGCUAAUGAAAACUCUCCUUUGAAGUUGAUAACUACGGCCCCGCCCACAGAAGUUUCACCAUGCUUAGUUUCAAAGAAAGCCCUCACCUGGGGAGAGAUACGAAAAAAGUACAUCAAACCAUCGCUAGCAGAAGCAAGUAAUAUAGUCAUGCCGAGCCAAAGAAAUGAAAAUGAUAAAGUAAUAAAAUUGGAAUCGAAAAAUAUCGGACGGAGAGAAGAUCAUCCAAACGAAAGCCUCAUAAAUAUGCCUACAAAAAUUCGUUCAAAAAGACGAAUUAUUACAAGUGAUACCGAUAGCAGCGACGACAAAGAAUUUUCUCCACUAAGGAAGAAACGGACACAGCUUGAAUCAAAUAAGGAACUUAUUCGUAGAGGAUUGUCGAAAAAUGCGCGCUUAGCUCAAAAGCGUGCAAAUGAGUUUAUAGACGAUGAAGCAGUAUUAAGUGGUUCGGCUACGGAAGAUGAGUUAGAGCUUACGUUAGGAGGGUAUAUCCAAGAUUCGGUUGUGGUUAAUGAUGAUGAAGCAGAGCAUGAAUCUUCAAUACCUAUGACUGGAAUUUAUCUACAAUCUGUCAGAAGUCCUUGUGGUAAUAUCAGAGGAGCUUUUAAAAUUCCUGAGCGCCGCACAUACAACGAUGCUUCGAAAAUAUUUUCUCAAAGACUGCCCCAGGACAAUGGUUCAUAUGUUGCCGAUUCAUUUGUUGUUAUAAGUGAUGACGAGUCAGAAGUUGAUAGAUCUAUGUGUCCGCUGGAACGGGCAGAAGAAAUUCUUAGAAUGAAGAGGCGCAAGAAACGAAAAGCAAUGCAAGAGGAAGUCCCACAGCCAGCGAAGAAGAAACGAGUUUUGAGAAUUCAUAACAGCUCUGAAGAUGAUGAUGAUUUUGUUUAGUUUUAUAUUUUUCGUUUGUUGUAAUAAACUCGUUAUUGUGUUAUUUAUUAAAUUAUUAUUCUAAUUUUUGGUACUUUU